GGAUUGUCCAAAUUUUAUCUCGCUAGCCUCAUCCCACUUUUUUGCGCUGGUGAUUAAUUCACACAGAAGUGUAGUUGCGAUUUCACCUCUGCUGUCCGCACCCGCCCUCGCCAUACCUGCGCACCUGUAACCCACAUCUGGUUCUGGGAGGGUAAGCUGAUCGCAUCAGCGGCAGUCGGACUUUGCCCCAGCGGAAGUGGUUGAACCAUUCUACCUGAAGCAGCUGAUCGAGGAUGGCUUUGUGUCUGGCACGGUCGCUCCGUCUCAUCCCCACAUUUUCCACCGUCCUCCGGGCUUCCACUCCGGGAAUACGCAUUGUAAAAAUGGCAUCUUCGGAUGCCGGGAAACGGGCAGCAGAUGGGGAUUUCCGUCUGGAACGGGACACGUUUGGGGAAUUGAAGGUGCCAUCAGAAAAAUAUUAUGGAGCGAAUACCGCGCGGUCCAUGAUGAAUUUCGAUAUUGGUGGCGUCCCGGAGAGGAUGCCUCUUCCGGUUAUUUAUGCCAUGGCUCUGCUAAAGAAAGCCUCUGCGGAAGUCAAUCAGAAAUUCGGGCUGGACGCGAAGCUGGCCAAAGCGAUCAUGAGCGCUGCUGAUGAGGUGAUUGAGGGGAAAUUGGAUGAGCAUUUCCCGCUGGUGGUGUGGCAGACGGGAUCCGGCACGCAGACCAACAUGAACGUUAACGAAGUGAUCAGCAACCGGGCCAUCGAAAUGCUGGGCGGCAAGCUGGGCAGUAAAACGCCCGUGCAUCCAAAUGAUCACGUCAAUAAGAGUCAGAGUUCAAACGACACGUUUCCAACGGCGAUGCACAUCGCCGUCGCCAUCGAAAUUAGCCAACGUCUUCUGCCGGCGCUGCACGAGCUCUAUGAUGCUCUAAACCAGAAAGCCCAGGAAUUCGACUGCAUCAUUAAAAUUGGCCGAACCCACACUCAGGAUGCUACCCCGUUGACAUUGGGCCAGGAAUUUAGUGGUUACGCCACGCAAGUAAAGAAUGCCAUUACGCGAGUGGAGAGUGCGCUGCCGUUUGUGUAUGAGCUCGCGGCCGGCGGCACCGCGGUCGGCACUGGCCUCAAUGCGCCCAUCGGGUUCGCUGAAGGAGUGGCUGCAACAAUUGCCAAAUACACCAAGCUGCCGUUCGUAACGGCACCGAACAAAUUUGAAGCCCUGGCCGCGCACGAUGCCUUGUCUUACUGCUCAGGCGCCCUGAACACGGUGGCCGUCAGUUUCAUGAAGAUCGCCAACGAUAUCCGUUUCCUCGGAUCCGGACCGCGCUGCGGCUUCGGCGAGCUGUCCCUGCCGGAGAAUGAGCCGGGCAGCAGUAUUAUGCCGGGAAAGGUCAAUCCCACGCAGUGCGAAGCGAUGACCAUGGUGGCUGCCCAAGUUAUGGGCAACAACGUGGGCGUCAGCAUCGGAGGUAGUAAUGGGCACUUUGAGUUGAAUGUAUUCAAGCCGAUGAUCGUGCGCAACGUGCUCCAGUCGGUGCGGCUGCUGGCGGAUGCGUCUCGCUCCUUCACCAAGAACUGCGUGGUGGGCAUCCAGCCCAACACGGAGCGCAUAGCCAAGCUGAUGAAUGAGUCGCUGAUGCUGGUGACGGCUCUCAACAACCACAUCGGCUAUGAUAAAGCCGCCAAGAUCGCCAAGACUGCGCACAAGGAGAACAGCACGCUGAAGGAGACGGCCAUUAAACUGGGCUAUGUGACGGCUGAGCAGUUUGAGCAGUGGGUCAGACCGGAAGACAUGAUACGGCCCAAAUGAACCACAGAUCGUGUUCCUGAAUAAUUGUUAAAUUUUAUUGGAUUGGGUGAUCGUGUAACAGGUGGUGGUGGUGUUGAUAUUUUGAACUCGUGGGCCUAACUUUUUGUUUAGUUGAUGUGGAGAGUUGAGAGAUGGACUCAGGUGGUUGUUAAACCGUAGUCAAAAUCUAAAUCAGGUUAACCAGCCAAAUAAACGAACAGCUAUGA
Paramacrobiotus metropolitanus is the source of this 1957-nucleotide messenger RNA. RefSeq names its product fumarate hydratase, mitochondrial-like. Lineage: Eukaryota; Metazoa; Tardigrada; Eutardigrada; Parachela; Macrobiotidae. Bases 234 to 1751 code for a protein of 505 amino acids. Gene Ontology annotation, biological process: tricarboxylic acid cycle; malate metabolic process; fumarate metabolic process. The transcript is spliced from 8 exons. Gene Ontology annotation, molecular function: fumarate hydratase activity. The record is from RefSeq and is a predicted model, not a curated record. Gene Ontology annotation, cellular component: mitochondrion; tricarboxylic acid cycle heteromeric enzyme complex.